Molecule: messenger RNA, 5146 nt
Organism: Caenorhabditis auriculariae
Lineage: Eukaryota; Metazoa; Nematoda; Chromadorea; Rhabditida; Rhabditidae
Source: the annotation of a GenBank genome assembly
AUGGAUGUAAUACACGGACAGACGUUGUUGCGACAAUACUCGGGCGACGGCCGCGGCAUCCCGACGGGCGACAGGCUCGUCGAGCCGCGGAGCAACUGUCGGCCACACGCUGCGGCUACUUUGGAGUUUCCUUCUCACGGCCCUCUUUUUUUUCCUUUCUGCUCUUUUUAUCUUACGGACGGCUGUUUCCUCCUAAUUUUGCUUUUUUUUUUUGUCGACACGACCGUUUCUGAAUGACUUUUGCUUUUUAUUCACCUAUGGCAUCAAAAUUCUAAAUUACCUCGUAUUCCAACUCUUUUAUCUCGUUUUUCGUCUAGGUUCGAUUGAUAUUGUAGCCCGUUCACCGUUGGUUUAAAACACAAUAUUUUUUCAAAUGUUUCGCUAAUCGAAUUUUGUUACGUUUUGUUCAAUUGAGCUGCGAAUGAACUAUGCAUAAAGAAAAAAAAAGUUUUUUGGUCAUAACCCUAUUUUGAGUAAAUUUGAAUUUUCUUUUUGAGAAGUGUUGGGAAUGUCUCUGGAGAAGAUUUUCUGAGAUCUUUUGAAACACCGUGAAACUUUUUUGUGAUGAGGAAUUGAUAGUAUAAAACCUUCGUUGCAAUUUUUUAUAAAUUCGUUCAGCAAAAAAUUUGAUUUUAGUCGAAACUAACUAUUGUAAAGAUGAAUCCGCUCUUGUGAGACCACUCAAGCCUGGUCUUGUUUUUACAUACACUUUUCUCAUUAAUUUUGGAGUACCACAUCAUUUCAAAAAUUGUUUAUCACGUUGGGAAACUAAAAAAAAAGUCAAUAUAGAACAUUUUUGAUGGAUGUGAGAAUCGCGCCCUUCGCUGCUAAAUUGAACCUCUGAACUCACUCUUCUUUUUUUGCGCUAAUCUGAUACUUCUGCAAAUUCCUAUAGAGGAUGUCAAAGAUUUCCUCGAUUGAAAAAAGAAAUAUUGAUGCUAUGAACUGUACGUCAGAGUAAAUAUUAAUUAGGACGUCGACGUCAGUUUUAUUUUUCUAUAAAUAUCUUAACAACUUCGAAAACGACAUCAAAAAUGGACAUUUCGCCGACGUUUCAAAAAGUCACUCGAGGCUUUUAGGCACAGCAACUUCAGUGAACCGAUCCUCCCACACUUUUUUUACUCGAGAAUAUUCUUGCAAUUUACCUAAGAGCACUAAAAUAUGUAAAAAAAGUUUUUUUCCAAUGACAUUGACUUUGUUUUUCCAAAUUUCCAAACUUGGAAGUUUUUCGCGUGGAAUUUGAAAUGAGCCCUAGAGAAUGAGAAUUUCUUCGGCUUUUUUAAAAUUUCAAGCAUUUUGUUUGUUAUUCUGAAAAAGAUCAACGUUUGUUUUAUGAAAAAAAUUAAGUUUGCUCUAUGGAAAUUUACCUGAUAACUAUGAAUUCAAGCCAAUUUAAUUUUUAUUCCUUCAUUGUUUUAACAAUUAAUCAGUUCAUUUAUUCGAUUAUAGGAAAUUUGUGUCCCACAAGGCCCAAAGACCUACUGUGAUAGUGAGAAGUGGUCGAAAAAUCAAAAAGUCGAACUGAAUUUUUGUAUAGUGAAGACCUGGAGUAUCAUCUCCUGAACGUCAAUGUUUGAUUAUAAAAUUAACAUUAACUUUAGUGCCAGUUUGAAACUAAAUUCACUUUUGUGCACGGUUGUUGUUCCAACUCGAACAGCUGUUUAUUCGAGCUCAUCGAGGGUUUUUGCCGAAAAAUCGAAGCCAGUGAUAUUGUGCUCCAAGGCAACACGACCGUUUGUCUCGAAUAUCCCACCAGCGGCGCUUUUUUCCCGGCAGAUUAAUUGCGGCGGCUGAAUCUCUUCGAGAUCUCUCAGGCUUCAUGUUCCUUCGGCUCCUUUCAAAACGCACAGUUGUCAGUGGCUUUUCCGCAGGUUUUCUCCCGACUCCACGUGGACUCUCUUCAACCAACAACCACAACUCCCUGUUUCUAAUUUUAGUUCAACUUAUUCUAUCGGGAAAUGCUUUCAAAUUGAAGUCCAGUUGUUCGUUUUCAAUUUUGAAACGUUUGAUUGUGUGUCUGCAUUGCAAACCUUGAUUCAAGAAGUUAUUUCUUGAAUUUUCAUUCAUUUUUCUUGUUCUUUCUUUCUCGUUAAAUGAAUUUUGAUGAAAAAAAAAUAAACAGUAACCGCAACAGCUUCUGUUUGAAGCUCUUGUUUUUUCAAAUGAAUUUCCAAAAAAUUUCUGCCAUUUGGGUGUACAAAAGUUCACACUGAAGUUUUUGAAAUCAAACUAUUCUCAAAUUUUCGAAGAACCACUUCAAAGUUUUUUUAUUCAAAUUUCAUUUACUGUGUCGUUUCAUCAUGCGAACUUUUUUUAGAUUUCCAGGUGAUAUAUUAUAAUUCUUAAGAAUCGCAAAAACUUCUUAAUUUCAAAGAAAUAUGCCUCAAAAGUUUCAACCGAUAGCACAAUCUUUAUAAAAAAAGAACUUUGGGAAGAUUUUUUUAAUUAAAAAGUAUUUAUGAUUGCAGUUAUAAGGUUAUUCCUCUAUAAAACCGAGAAUCUUUUCAGAUAUUCUCCUGGAAAUCUUCAACCACAGAAAUGACUAUUCUUGUUGGAAAAUAAUCAACUUCCCAUCAUUUAAAAUUAGUGAGAGAAUGAAAUCCCUAAUUUCCUCAAAAAAAUAUCCAAUAGUAAUAAAUCAAUCUCAAAAAUCAAUACCAAAGCCUGAGCUGUUUUUCUCAUGGGCCAGAUCCCCUCAAUCAUCUCGAAACGGCUCAUUUUCUUUGCCUCCGAAGUCCGACUUCCUUUCAACUCGAGUGAAAGCCCAAGUUCUAAGUGUGAAGGUCAUAAAAGGGCAUUUUGUGAGAACGAACGGCCGACCUCCCGUUUGUCGAGCCAAAUCUGCCUCCGUCUACUUUUAUUUCUUCUUUUUUAUUUCCUUUUCAAAUUCAUUCUGACGUUCGAAUCUUCAGUUUCGUUGCAGUAUCCGUAUCAGAGAACAAUUUUUUCUUUUCACUGACUUUUAUUUCUAAAUAAUGCCUCCUUUUGGGUGCUUAAUCUUCAAAGCGUUGAGUAGAAUUAUUUUUAGAUGGAAUACAUCAUUGUGUGCUUUUUAAAAAAAUAUUUCUAACGGUGCUAAAAAAAUUUCAAGAACUAAAAUGUAGGAAUUUCUAUGACUCUAAUGCUUUUUCAAGAAAAAAAUUGCGAUUGGCCAGAAUCUCGGAAUUAUGUUUACAAAUAAUUAUUUAGUUCAUUUUUUUGAUCUAAGAAUUGCUGGAGUUUUCGAUUCUCAGUUAUAUGCGCAAUUUUUUUCAAAUUUCGUUCGAGAAAAGAAAAACGCUCCGCUGUUCCAUUUUUCAUAAUUUUCUGGAUUUUUCGAAAAAAAAAAUUGCUAACUUAUUUUGAAUUUUGAAUGUUCGUUUAAAGCCUUUCUUCGGACUUUUGUGUUCAUUCGCAGUGUGCUCAAUCGAUAGAGUUCAAAGAUUUCGAGACGACGCUCCCUUUCAAUUGAUUAUCGUGUGAUUGUCACGAAAUUCGGAAUAUUAUAUUCAAAUUGUUGUAUCAUUUUUUUUUUCCUUUUCAUUUCAACCCUUUUUGUUUCCAGCGGCUUUGUUUUCGAAGGCACGUUGUGUCUGUUUGUAGCUUUCUCCUUAUUUAUCCUUCCUCAAUUGCAGGAUUUUGUUUUUUAAAUAAACUAAGACGUCUGCCUUUUCCGGGUGCAAAACGAUAAACAAACAAAAGAAAAAGUGACGCCAUCUUAUCCGCAGUUAUCUUUUAAUCCGCGGUUCACAGACCCUCCAUAUCUUUCUGAAUAAUCCCCACUCCAAUCCUCUCUUUUUACUUUUGAGCCUCAACCCGGUACAAAAUCUUGUUUUCACACUCUUAUUUCAAGAGUCUUUGCGAUCAACUUUCAGUUUUUCGUUUCUAUCUUCAUUUAAAAAUGUUUCAAUUUUUUCGAAAAGCAUUUCGGAAGAAAAAAUGGAUAGUUUGUCGGGAAAGGAAGAAAAUAGGCAAAAAUAUUUCCGAAUUUCGAUAAAAGAAGGUUCUGAUUAUCGAAAUAUGACUGACUAGUUAUCAAAUUCUUUUUCAUAUCAACAAAAAUAAACGCAAAAGUUACAGUUUCAAAGAGAUAAGUAAACAUUGAAAUCAAAGCUUUUGCACAUCAAGCUCAAGAUUUGGAAUAUUUUCCUUCGAUAUGAUAAAAUCCGUCUGUAUUGAGGAAAUCCUUAGUAAUAUGCGACGAAGAAGUUCAAAAGUCUGUCGAAUAUUUAUUUUUUCAAGUAAGCGAUGUAUGGAAUACAUCAUUUUGAGUUCAUUCAGCUCGUACCUCGUCAUUUUUUUUUUCAUUUUCGAGAUUUUCAAAUGGACAGUUUUGCAGUAUGAAAAGCCGUGGCGUGACCGGCAUCCAGCCCUAAAGAAGACGUCACGCCUCUGAGAAGUCGUCCGACGGCCCACGGUCAGGAACUGCGCAAUCACUUCUUCUCAACUUGAGCCACGUCUUCAGGAUUCUGCGAUCGGCCGGCGACGCGCCGACGACGUCAAACACGACGACUUCCCACAACCACGUUUCCGGCAUGCGUGCGGUCAGUUCCAUUUUUUGUUUUUGUCUUUUCUCCUUUCAACAGGCUUUCGCUUAUUUGCUUUCAUUCACCUCCAAAGGUAAGCUUUUUCUAAAACUUUUUUAUGAUAAAAAAUAAAUAAGAGAAUGUAUUUCGCAACACAACGGAGUAUCUUCAGAUUUUAACUCCUUCAAUUUCAUUUUUUUGAUUGGUUCCAUUCGAUCCGUGUCCGCAGGGAUCAGAUAUUUUCGAUUUUUUUUUGUUUAUGAGAGAAUGUUUUUUUCUGAUUGAGACUGCUAGGCCAUAGGCACAAUUCUUGAUCUUUUCGUACAGUUUACACUCGGAUUUUUCACGAUUUCAAAUUUAGCUCAAUGUGGAGAAUUAGAAGAACUGUUCUCAGGCUUGCUCCUUAGAAAAACUCAAUCUCUACUAAUGGACUUUCUAGGCAGUAAUAAUAUCCGGGGUUUCUACCUGUUUGACCCAAGUCGUCGUUUUUUGACCUGCAAACUCAGGAAGAACGUGCCUUGAAAGACGGAAUAAAUUUUUCUCGGAGGCACGAGAAAUUGAAGUUGGUCCCAUCUCUUGCCGACUUCGACUUCAUCUCAACUUGUACCGGAUAUCGACUGCUUCAGCCCAACAAAAAAUGA